AUGCCUUUAACUGGGGUCAAGAAUGUUGUGCUGGUUCUUUCCGGCAAAGGGGGUGUGGGCAAGUCCUCCGUCACACUCCAACUCGCCCUAGCGCUCUCGCUUCAAGGCAAAUCCGUUGGAAUUCUAGACAUCGACCUGACAGGACCCUCAAUGCCACGACUAGUUGGACUCGAAGAUGCAAAAAUCACACAAGCGCCAGGCGGGUGGAUGCCAGUACCAGUUCAUGGAGCUGAACCCGCAGCUGAAGUCGAAGCCUCGGCGUCCUCAACACAAUCCCAGCGCGGUUCCCUCCGUUGCAUGUCCCUGGGCUUCCUUCUGCGCGAUCGCGGCGACGCUGUCAUCUGGCGCGGACCAAAGAAAACUGCCAUGAUCCGCCAAUUCUUAUCAGAUGUCUUCUGGGGCCCAACGGAUUACCUACUGAUCGAUACACCGCCUGGCACCAGCGACGAGCACAUUGCGCUGGCUGAACAACUGCUCACACUCUCAACCACAGACGCUGCGGCGGCUGCGCAAACAGGGUUGCCUCGACUCGCUGGCGCUGUACUUGUCACAACGCCGCAGGCUGUGGCGACCUCGGAUGUGCGCAAGGAGGCGAACUUCUGCGUUAAGACUAACAUUCCCGUUCUCGGGGUUAUCGAAAAUAUGUCUGGCUAUUCCUGUCCCUGCUGCGGCGAGGUAAGCAACCUAUUCUCGAGCGGUGGUGGACAGGUUAUGGCGCAGGAAUUGAACCUUCCAUUCAUGGGAAGUGUGCCUAUUGAUGUGAAAUUCGGCGAAUUAGUUGAAGGAAAGAUGGAACCCGAGGACAGUGAUGAGGAAGGUGACGAUGAGACCGCAAAGAGUCAGCCACAGGAUACUCCUGCCGAGCCUGAUGACCGGCCGCUCGUUGAAAGAUAUCGGGACACUUGGUCAUACCCUCGAUUCCAAGGAUUUGCGCAGACCCUUGUAGGCGCCAUCGAGGGCCUGCCCGCCAGAUCCUAG
Molecule: messenger RNA, 978 nt
Organism: Penicillium paradoxum
Lineage: Eukaryota; Fungi; Ascomycota; Eurotiomycetes; Eurotiales; Aspergillaceae
Product: Mrp/NBP35 family ATP-binding protein
Exons: 2
Coding region: 1-978 (325 amino acids)
Biological process (GO): iron-sulfur cluster assembly
Cellular component (GO): cytosol
Molecular function (GO): ATP-dependent FeS chaperone activity; 4 iron, 4 sulfur cluster binding; ATP binding
Source: RefSeq, a predicted model, not a curated record